Trifolium pratense (red clover) is the source of this 1936-nucleotide messenger RNA. RefSeq names its product protein JINGUBANG-like. Lineage: Eukaryota; Viridiplantae; Streptophyta; Magnoliopsida; Fabales; Fabaceae. Gene Ontology annotation, molecular function: protein binding. The record is from RefSeq and is a predicted model, not a curated record. The transcript has a single exon. Bases 623 to 1834 code for a protein of 403 amino acids.
AAUCAUAGUAUAUUCAUAUCUGACUAGUCCAUGGUGAUUUGAUUACAUGAUUGCAUGCCAGCACUACAAAGGCAGAAACAGCCACCUGAAUCUGAUUAAUGCUAUUGCUAACUAGCUAGUGAACAAUCUAUCAAAGGGGACCAUAGUAUAAUCUACCUCCCUUAGGACCAACUAAAGAAAGCAUUACAUUUGUAUAUACUAAAAAAUUACUUCCAAGUUAGUUAUCCACCGACGGUUGCAUAACCAAUCUUGCUUAAUGCUAACCAAUCAAAUCAUCGUAUAUGUAUGUAUCUGUCUGCAGGUCCCACCUCGUACUCAGCUAUGGUAUAACAGAACUGCAUGAACUAUUAUAUAAGUAUAUACUUUGCUCAACUUUACUUACUUUUCAUCUAUAUAUAUACUUUGCUCAACUUAGUAAGCUUAUACCAUGUGAAAUAUGAAUCAUGGAAUAUCAAAGAUAUUUCAGCAAACUCUAAUAACUUCCAAAAAGAGUUAACUUCAUUAUACCAUGUGAAAUGCUAUGCUAUAUAUAAAUCAUUUUUUCUUCUCCAUUUACAUAACUUCACUUAUAUACCAUUUUUGCUUAACUUAUUAAGCUUAAUUAUACCAUGUAAAAUCAAACAUGGAAUAUCAAAGAUCCUUUAGCAAUGACUCUAAUGACAUCCGAAAUGAGUCAACUACUACUACUACACGUACUCUUUCUUCGCAACACAGCCUCGCAUCAGUUCCUUCCCUCAACUCAUCAAAUUCGCAACAACAUCAUAAUUCUUCCUUCACAUGUAUCACAACUCUCAAACUCCAAACUUACAUAUCCUCUUUAACCCUUGCAGGAAAAUUCCUCUACACUGGUUCAUCUAACAAAGAAAUCACGUCAUGGAACCUUUCUGAUUUUCAUUCUCAUCCUGAACAAUCGAUUACUAACACAUUAGAAUCCGGAAACGGUGCUGUGAAAUCCAUACUUGUUCAUUCUGACAAGCUUUUCACAGCUCACCAAGACAACAGAAUCCGCGUUUGGAAAAUCACUGUUAACGAUAAGAAUGAAUAUCGACAACAAAAGUUUACUCAUUUAGCCACACUCCCAACAUUCAUCGACCGUUUCUCAAAAAUAUUGAUCCCAAAAAACCAUGUUAAGAUUCGAAGGCACAAAAAAUGUACAUGGGUUCACCAUGUUGAUACAGUUUCUUCCCUUGCCUUAUCCAAAGACGGAACCUUGUUGUAUUCUGUUUCAUGGGACAGAACAAUCAAGGUUUGGAAAACUAAUGACUUCACAUGUUUAGAAUCAGUUCACAAUGCACACGACGAUGCAAUAAACGCAAUCACAGUUUCUAACGAUGGAUAUGUUUACACCGGAUCAGCAGAUAAAAAAAUCAAGGUUUGGAAGAAAGAAAACGGUGAGAAGAAACAUUCAUUGGUUGAUACAUUGGAGAAACAUAAAUCUGGUAUUAAUGCAUUGGCUCUUAACAAUGAUGGUUCUGUUUUAUAUUCUGGUGCAUGUGAUAGAUCAAUAUUGGUAUCUGAGAAAGAUGAAAAUGGUAACUUGGUUGUGAUAGGUGCUCUUCGCGGUCACACAAAGUCUAUAUUGUGUUUGGCUGUGGUUUCUGAUUUGGUUUGCAGUGGUUCUGAGGAUAAGACAAUUCGAAUUUGGAGAGGUAAUAAUGUUGUUAGAGAGUAUUGUUGUUUGAGUGUUUUAGAAGGGCAUAAAGGUCCAAUUAAGUGUCUAACUGCUGUGCUUGAUCAUUUUCAUGACCAAUCAUCAGAAACAUCUUUUCUUAUCUAUAGUGGUAGUUUGGACUGUGAUAUUAAGGUUUGGCAUGUUUUCGUUCCUCUUUUAUAAUAAACUGUAUAUAUCUAAUUAAACGCCUUCUAAGUUCGAAAGGUUUGACUGAAACAAUCACUAGUCAGAUUUUACUUACCUCUUGUCCGAACUUUGAAUUAC